This is a messenger RNA of Meyerozyma guilliermondii ATCC 6260, 1839 nucleotides long. It is a transcript of the gene JEM1, whose product is annotated as Jem1p. The record is from RefSeq and is a predicted model, not a curated record. Gene Ontology annotation, cellular component: endoplasmic reticulum. The transcript has a single exon. Gene Ontology annotation, biological process: protein folding in endoplasmic reticulum. NCBI's taxonomy places the organism in Eukaryota, Fungi, Ascomycota, Pichiomycetes, Serinales, Debaryomycetaceae. Gene Ontology annotation, molecular function: misfolded protein binding; protein-folding chaperone binding. The coding region runs from base 1 to 1839 and encodes 612 amino acids.
AUGGUUUGUUUCGCCUCUGCGUUGUUAUUGACGUUGACGGCUCUCACUGCCGCCAGUAGUAACCACGACAACUUACUAGAACGCAUCGAUAAAACUCAUUCACUUUUAUCUAGCAAAGGACCGACUUUUGAUGUCUUGAACCACUACGAUUCUAUGGUCCAAGAUCUCGAAUCUUACACUGGAACCGACUUGAAGGUGAUCUCUCAGUUGCCUCAGUUGUAUUAUAAAAAAGCAUUGAUAGAACUCAGUUUAAACCGAGAAAUUCGUGCCAUUGAUGAUCUUAAGCGGGUACUUGAAUUGGACCCAUCAAUGGUUCCGGCCCGAACAAAAAUUGUUGAGUUAAUGAUGGAACGAGGAGACGUCAACGGACUCAUGGCAAUCACCAAAGUGCUAGAUGAGACCGAAGAGUCUGUUGUGAAGGAGAAAAUUGCCGCCUACAACCAUCAGAUGGAAGAAGCAGAAAAGUGCAAAUCUACAAAAGAUUACCCAAAGUGCAUGGAACACGCCCAGGGAGCUAUUGAACUUGCUCCUCUUGGAUUUGCACCAUACCAGUUGCAUUUAGAGUGCUCUAAACAUGGUGAAUUGUCACCUGAUACUUAUAGACUUAUCAUCAGGGACCUUGCUCACAUGAUCAAACACCAAAAGUCAUCGAAUCUUUCGUGGUACGAGGAGAUAGCCGGGUUUUUGCUCUAUUUCACGAGUCAGUUUGACCAGGCAAAAACUUAUAUCAAGCAGUGUAUAAAGGUUGAUAACGAGUUCAAAGACUGCACUGGAGAAUCCAAGUUCUAUUCCAAAUAUGGCGACUUUCUCAAAGUAUUAGAGGCCUACUCGAUCCAGCUUGGUCACUUGUACGUCGUGGCAGAGCAGGGAUCCUCCAAAGAGGUGGAUGAUUUACAGGUAGACUUCGAAAAAAUUGCCACCUUUUUAUUUAAAGAUGAGCUCAAGGUGACCAAACUUGAAUCGAAAAAACUACCAUAUUCCGUCAAGACGAAUUACGAUUAUUUGAUUUACAAACAACAAGGGUUUGUCAAGAAGUACUUGGGUUCCAAAUUCAAAGGAGAAUUUCAGUUUGUUCACGAUAUUGACAGACUCGGAUGUGAAGCCCUCGUUUCAACAAAUAGACAAAAAGAAGCAGAGUCGUUUUGCAAAAAGGUACACGAUGUACCAGAGAACAAGUUUCUUCCUAAAUACCUCAAAGAAAUUGAUACUUUAUUGGCCAACAAGAAAUAUCAAGAGGCACACAAUAUGUUGGAGCUGUUUAAUAACCAAGUCAAGCACACAAGACAGUUUCAAAAAAGAGCUGCUAUUAUAGAAGAAUACCAAAGAAAAGUGCAUGCGAGACAGCAGCAGCAACAACAAAGACAAUUCCACCGCCAACAACAGCAGCGCCAACAGCAGCAACAGCAGCAAAGACACAGUUAUGAUGUCAAAAAGGACUACUACAAAAUUUUAGAUAUCGGCCGAGAUGCCGACGAAAAGACCAUUCGCAAAGCCUACCGUGCCAAGACACUCAAAUAUCAUCCAGAUAAGCAAAAAGGAAGUGGUUUGACCCCAGAGGAGAUGGAAGCCAAAAUGCAAGAGGUCAAUCAAGCUUAUGAAGUUUUGUCAGACAAAGAGUUAAAAGAACGUUACGACAGAGGAGAUGAUCCCAAUGAUCCUCGGGGAGCCGGAGGAGGAGGUGGUGGAUUUCAACAUGGUGGAGGACCUGGAUUUCAAUUCAACGGAGACUUUUUCAGCCAGUUUAUGAACCAAGGUGGUGGGGGAGCCCAUUUCAAUUUUGGGGGAUUUGGGGGACAGCAAAAGGUGAAGGUGAAGCGCAACAAGAAACAAAGAAAUUAG